CACGGACAUCGCUGGGCAAUUUGCAAAGUGCUUUAUUUAGAUCAUUCUUGUAUGCUUUAACUUGACAUGUUGGGGAUGCUUUCUUUCUGCUCACUAUCUCUGCCUCUCUCUCUCUCUAGCUAUCUAGUGAAAAAUGGUGAGGCAGAAGAUUGAGAUAAAGAAGAUAUCAGACUUGAGUGCUCGGCAAGUGACAUUUUCCAAGAGGAGAAGAGGGCUUUUCAAGAAAGCUCAAGAACUCUCUACCCUCUGCGAUGCUGAGAUUGCCCUCAUCGUUUUCUCAGCCACCGGCAAGCUCUUUCACUAUUCUUCCUCAAGCAUGAUGCAAAUCAUUCGGAGGCAUAAUCGGCAAUCAGAGGACUCCAAAUUAGGGUAUCAUCCUUCCCUCCAAUUUCAGACAGGAAGUAGUGAUAGCCAUGACAUGCUCAGGAAGCAUCUCGCGGACAAAACCACUGAGUUGAGGCAGGUGAAGGGAGAAGAUCUGGAAGGGCUUAGCAUGGAUGAUUUGAUGAAACUAGAGAAACUGGUGGAGGGAGGUUUAAGCCGUGUUGCAAAAACUAAGGAUGACAAGUUUCUCAACCUGAUCAGCAUGCUCAAGACUAGGGAAUCGGAACUAGUGAAAGAAAAUACACAGUUAAAACAGCUAGCAGAGAAAUCGAGAGGCGGACUAGACAACGUUGUUCAUCACCAAGCAAAUAUUACCAACUCUCAUGGAUUAUUAGUCUAUUGUCCGGCUGCGGACAAAAACGACUCGGACAUUUCCCUCAAGCUGGGCCUGCCUUGUCCAAACUCUAACUGAGGAGAGGAGAUGAGACAGCACUGUCUACAUUUUUCUCUUGUAUUUACGUACUUGUUCUAGAAUUUCUACUGCAUGCUGGUCAUGAUAUUCAUCAUACUGUGUGGAUCUGUCUGAUUUAUUACCUUAGAAUUUAAUUAUGGGUCAUCCAUUGUAAUUAUUACAUAUAUAGAGAGAGAGAGUGGAACGAAACAAAUAAAGCUUAUGAUAUAUCAAUGUUCAAAUAAAUUGAUCAAUUGAAGAA
This is a messenger RNA of Sesamum indicum (sesame), 1037 nucleotides long. Its product is annotated as MADS-box transcription factor 22. Gene Ontology annotation, molecular function: DNA-binding transcription factor activity; RNA polymerase II transcription regulatory region sequence-specific DNA binding; protein dimerization activity. Gene Ontology annotation, biological process: positive regulation of transcription by RNA polymerase II. The record is from RefSeq and is a predicted model, not a curated record. NCBI's taxonomy places the organism in Eukaryota, Viridiplantae, Streptophyta, Magnoliopsida, Lamiales, Pedaliaceae. Gene Ontology annotation, cellular component: nucleus.